This is a messenger RNA of Equus caballus (horse), 1772 nucleotides long. RefSeq names its product TNF receptor superfamily member 4 (gene TNFRSF4). Gene Ontology annotation, molecular function: protein binding; tumor necrosis factor receptor activity. The record is from RefSeq and is a predicted model, not a curated record. Lineage: Eukaryota; Metazoa; Chordata; Mammalia; Perissodactyla; Equidae. Gene Ontology annotation, biological process: inflammatory response. Gene Ontology annotation, cellular component: external side of plasma membrane.
GGCGGGGUCCGUACUUUGGCCCCAGGUCUGCACGCUGCAGGAGGGGUCUGGGUUGGUGCCCAGUUGCUGGCUGGGCUGAGCCCGAGAUCACUGGGUAUAGUUGAGGGGCUGGGGGCCCGAGGGGCUGGGGACCCCAGGGCCCAGGGCAGAGGAGAAAGCCACAGUCUGUUGGGGGGCUGCCCAGACAAGCUGCUUUUCCGCCACCGGCCUGGGUCUGGGGGCACCAGCCCUUCCUGGGGCCUCGUUCCUCCUGGCCCCCUCCUCCUCCUGCCCGCCCCACCCCUCCCCCGCAGCCCUUAUAGCCACAUCCUGCAAGGAAAAACCCCAGACUCCUGCGCCGCCAGCGGAGAUGAGGAUGUGUGUGGAGGCUCAGCGGCCCAGGGCACCCUGUGCAGCCCUCCUGCUCCUCGGACUUGUGCUGGGCGCUGCAGCCGGGCAAAACUGUGUUGGGAACACCUACCCCAGUGGCGGCAGGUGCUGUCAAGAGUGUGAUCCAGGGUACGGGAUGGAGAGCCGCUGCACCCAACGCAAGGACACGGUGUGCCUCCCGUGCAAGCCCGGCUACUACAACGAGGCCACAAACUACGAGGCCUGCAAGCCCUGCACCCAGUGCAACCAGAGAAGUGGGAGCGAACCCAAGCAGAGAUGCACAUCCACACAGGACACCGUCUGCCGCUGCCGGCCUGGCACUCAGCCCAAGCAUGGCUACAAGCUGGGAGUUGACUGUGCCCCGUGCCCCCCAGGACACUUCUCUCCGGGCAACAACCAGGCCUGCAAGCCCUGGACCAACUGUACCUCGGUGGGAAAGCGCACUCUGCAGCUGGCCAGCAAUAGCUCGGAUGCUGUCUGUGAGGACAGAAGCCCUCCAGCCACACCACCCUGGGAGACCCAGGGUCCCCCAGCCUGGGCCCCCACCACCCAGCCCACCACUUCCUGGCCUAGGGUCUCACAGGGGCCCUCCACGCCCCCCACAGAGCCUCCCAGGGGCCCUGAGCUGGCCGCCAUCCUGGGCCUGGCCCUGGGCCUGGGCCUACUUGCCCCCGUGGCUGCUGUGCUGGCCCUGUUCCUGCACCACAGGGCCUGGAGGCUGCCACCCAACGUCCCCAAGCCCCCCGGAGGAAACAGCUUCCGGACCCCCAUCCAAGAGGAGCAUGCUGAUGCAAACUCCACCCUGGCCAAGAUCUGAGCAGCGUCUGCUGGGGUGGAGCCAGUGCCUCCUCUCCAGGCUGGGGCCCCAGAGGGUCCACCGGAUCUCAUGGGCAGUGGGAGCACUCCCAGGUGCAGGCCGCUGCACCCCAUCACCCCAUUGCCCCAUCACCCCAUUGCCCUAUCAUCCCAACACCAUCACUCCAUCACCCCAACAACCCACUGCCCAUUACCCCAACACCUCAUCACCCCAUCACCCCUUUGCCCCAUCACCUCAUUGUCCCAUCGCCCUGUCACCUCAUCAACCUAUGACCCAUAACCCCAUCACCCCAUUGUCCCAUCACCCCAUUAUCCCAUCACCCGUCACCCCCUUGCCCUGUCACCCCAUCACUUAAUCACUUCAUCAGCCCAUCAGCCCAUUGUCCCAUACCCCAUUGCCCAUGGCCCCAUAACACUAUGAUCCCAUUGCCCCAUGACCCUGUGACCUUGUCACCCCAUGGCCCCAGUGCCUGUCACCCUGCCCUGCUCCGUUUUAGGUGCUCCUGGGCUGGCCCCCUAGGGCUCUGCUAUGUAUGCUGUGCAUACUCCCUGCUCAGGGUGGUGCCCCAAUAAAUGACGUUGGCAGA